Molecule: messenger RNA, 1821 nt
Organism: Neoarthrinium moseri
Lineage: Eukaryota; Fungi; Ascomycota; Sordariomycetes; Amphisphaeriales; Apiosporaceae
Exons: 2
Coding region: 1-1821 (606 amino acids)
Molecular function (GO): arylsulfatase activity
Source: RefSeq, a predicted model, not a curated record
AUGGCUACACAGAAGCGGCCCAACUUUCUCGUCAUCGUUGCUGAUGACCUAGGCUUCAGCGAUAUAUCUCCGUUCGGCGGGGAGAUCAACACGCCGCAUCUGGACAAAUUGUCCAAGCAUGGCAUACGGUUCACAGACUUCCACGCUGCUGCCGCAUGCUCGCCCUCGCGGGCCAUGAUCAUGACCGGCACUGACCACCACAUCGCCGGCCUCGGGAACCUGAUCGAGUGGACCAAUAUCUCGGGGCAGAACGACCCCUCUGGAAGCAUGUCGACGUCGGUUCAGAGGGGGAUGCCCGGCUACGAGGGCUACCUCAACGAGCGGGUCGUCGCCCUGCCAGAACUCCUACGUGACGCCGGCUAUCUCACGCUCAUGUCGGGCAAGUGGCACCUCGGGCUCACGCCGGAGAGGAGUCCCAAGGCCCGCGGUUUCGAGCGGAGCUUGGCGCACCUGCCAGCCUGCUCCAACCAUUACGCGUAUGAGCCUCAGCUAGAAGGGAAGGACGAGAUCCCGGACUUCAUGACGAUGAGCUACAUCGCGCUGCACAACGAGGACGGAGAAUAUGUCAGAAAGCUCCCUGACGGGUGGUACUCGUCAGAUGGCUAUGGUGACAAGAUGCUACAGUAUCUCAAGGACUGGAAGAAAGCGGGGGACGAGAGACCCUUUUUCGGCUAUCUCCCCUUCACUGCACCGCACUGGCCACUACAAGCUCCACAAGACUAUAUCAAGAAAUAUCGAGGCAUGUACGACGAUGGACCAGACGAGCUCAGACUGAAACGUCUGCAGCGUCUCAAAGACUUGGGAAUGGUGCCUCAAGACGUAGAACCCCAUCCUGUGAUUGCCGAUGAGGUAAAAACCUGGGAAGAUAUGAGCACUGAAGAGAAGGCCAAUUCAUGCCGAGCCAUGGAGGUCUUCGCCGGUAUGGUGGAGUGCAUCGACGCCAACGUAGGCAAAGUGGUGACGUACCUCGAGGAGAUAGGCGAGCUCGACAACACCUUCGUAUGCUUCUUGUCAGACAACGGCGCGGAGGGGGCCGCGUACGAGGCAUACCCGAUCUUUCAAGGGUCCAUGGUACAGCAUCUCAAGAAGUACUACAAUAAUCACAUUGAUAACCUCGGCAAUGGCGACUCCUUCAUCUGGUACGGCCCCAGAUGGGCGCAAGCAGCUACUGCCCCGAGCAGAUUGUACAAGGCCUACACGACUGAGGGAGGUGUCCGGGUGCCGUUCUUGAUGAAGCCCCCAGUGAACUUUAGCGGUAAGGUUGCAGGUGACUCGAUCACACACCAAUUCUCAACAGUCAUGGACCUGGCGCCCACCAUCCUGGAGAUGGCCGGCGUGAAGCACCCCGCCCCGAUGUACCAAGGGCGGGAAGUUGUAAGCAUGAGAGGCAAGUCCAUGGUCCCAUACCUGCGAGGUACAGAGGAGCGGAUCCACGCACAGGACUUCAUUAACGGGUGGGAGACGUGUGGGAGGGCGGCGUGCCGCAAGGGCGACUGGAAAAUCGUCUUCAUCCCGAAGCCCAAGGGGCCCGAGCGGUGGCAGCUGUACAACCUGGCGCGGGACCCGGGCGAGGUGCACGACCUCGCGGAGAAGGAACCGCGGCGGCUGCAGGAGCUGCUGGGCCUGUGGGACCAGUACGUGCUCGAGACGGGCGUAGUCCCACUGUCUCCCGCCCUGGGCCACUGGAUCGCGGCCAUGGAGGAGCAGAUGCCCGAGAACGCCUGGAUCGAGUACGAGUACUGGAAAGAAGGGGCUCGUGACGACCCGGCUAGGUUUACAAAGCAGAUCCCAAGGUUCAUAAGACAGGUGAAGUCUAUCUAA